CCGCCGCGGUCGCCGCCGAAGCCGAGCUCGGAUCCGCGAGCGCCACCAGGGCAGCAGCCGCCGCAGCCGCCGCCGCUGUGCUGAGGAGCCGGAGACGCGGGCGGACGAGGUGGCGGCGGCGGCGGAGCGGGAGCGGGGAGCGGACGCGGGCGGAGCGCGGCGGCGCGGGCGUAUUCCAGAGAACAAUUUUCAAACAUCUUUCCUUAUAUUUGGCAUUGAGCAGUCAGGGGAUUCAGGCAUAUGAGGAGGUACUGUCACAUAAAACAGUGUCUAGUGAAGACGACAAGAAAGAGAGAAAAGGACCGGAAAAAGAAGCUAAAAUACCAUAGGAAACCAUGAGAUCUAUUAGAUCUUUUGCCAAUGAUGAUCGCCAUGUUAUGGUGAAACAUUCAACAAUAUAUCCAUCUCCGGAGGAACUUGAAGCUGUUCAAAAUAUGGUGUCUACUGUUGAAUGUGCUCUUAAACAUGUCUCAGAUUGGCUGGACGAAACAAAUAAAGGCACAAAAACUGAGGGGGAGACAGAAGCAAAGAAAGAUGAGGCUGUAGAAAACUAUUCAAAGGAUCAAGGUGGCCGAACAUUGUGUGGGGUAAUGAGGAUUGGCUUGGUUGCAAAAGGCUUGCUGAUUAAAGAUGAUAUGGACCUAGAGCUGGUUUUAAUGUGCAAAGACAAACCCACGGAAACCCUGCUAAAUAUAGUCAAAGAUAAUCUUCCCAUUCAGAUUCAGAAACUGACAGAAGAGAAAUACCAAGUGGAACAAUGUAUAAAUGAAGCUUCCAUUAUAAUUCGGAACACGAAAGAACCAACACUGACUUUGAAGGUGAUACUUACUUCCCCUCUAAUUAGGGACGAAUUGGAGAAGAAGGAUGGAGAAAAUGUAAUGAUGAAAGACCCUCCGGACUUAUUGGACAGGCAAAAAUGCCUGAAUGCCUUGGCUUCUCUUCGACAUGCCAAAUGGUUUCAGGCAAGGGCAAAUGGAUUAAAAUCAUGUGUAAUUGUCCUCCGCAUUCUGCGUGAUUUGUGCAACAGAGUUCCUACAUGGGCACCAUUGAAAGGAUGGCCACUAGAGCUUAUAUGUGAAAAGUCUAUAGGUACUUGUAAUAGACCUUUGGGCGCUGGGGAGGCCUUGAGACGAGUAAUGGAGUGUUUGGCAUCUGGAAUACUACUUCCUGGGGGUCCUGGUCUUCAUGAUCCUUGUGAGCGAGACCCAACAGAUGCUUUGAGCUAUAUGACCACUCAGCAAAAAGAAGACAUCACUCAUAGUGCACAGCAUGCACUUAGACUAUCAGCCUUUGGCCAGAUUUAUAAAGUGCUGGAGAUGGACCCUCUUCCAUCUAGUAAGCCUUUUCAGAAGUAUUCCUGGUCAGUUACUGAUAAAGAAGGUGCUGGGUCUUCAGCUCUAAAGAGGCCAUUUGAAGAUGGAUUAGGGGAUGAUAAAGAUCCCAAUAAGAAGAUGAAACGAAACUUAAGGAAAAUUCUGGAUAGUAAAGCAAUAGACCUUAUGAAUGCACUAAUGAGAUUAAAUCAGAUCAGGCCUGGGCUUCAGUAUAAGCUUUUGUCACAGUCUGGCCCAGUUCAUGCCCCAGUCUUCACAAUGUCUGUAGAUGUGGAUGGCACAACAUACGAAGCCUCAGGACCAUCCAAGAAAACAGCAAAGCUUCACGUGGCGGUGAAGGUUUUACAGGCAAUGGGAUACCCAACAGGUUUUGAUGCAGAUAUUGAAUGUAUGAGUUCCGAUGAAAAAUCAGAUAAUGAAAGCAAAAAUGAAACAGUGUCUUCAAACUCAAGCAAUAAUACUGGAAAUUCUACAACUGAGACCUCCAGUACCUUAGAGGUAAGAACUCAGGGUCCUAUCCUCACAGCAAGUGGCAAAAAUCCUGUGAUGGAGCUCAAUGAAAAAAGAAGAGGUCUCAAGUAUGAACUCAUCUCAGAGACUGGUGGAAGCCAUGACAAGCGCUUUGUAAUGGAGGUAGAGGUAGAUGGACAGAAAUUCAGAGGUGCAGGCCCAAACAAGAAAGUGGCCAAGGCAAGUGCGGCACUAGCUGCCCUGGAGAAGCUCUUUUCUGGACCCAAUGCAGCAAAUAACAAAAAAAAGAAGAUCAUUCCUCAGGCAAAGGGUGUUGUGAAUACGGCAGUAUCUGCAGCAGUCCAGGCAGUUCGGGGCAGAGGAAGAGGAGCUCUGACAAGGGGAGCCUUCGUGGGGGCUACAGCAGCUCCCGGCUAUAUAGCUCCAGGUUACGGAACACCAUAUGGUUACAGCACAGCUGCUCCUGCAUAUGGUUAAUACUUUUAAGCAGUUUUCAGCACGUUUAUCUCACUUUAUUCUCGUUCUCCUCGGAUCUCCGUAGCCAUAUCACUUGUAUAAAAUAGGCUGAGAUAUAGUGACUGUAAGCUGUGAUCUCAGUAUACAAAGGUAAGCUCUUUUAUUUUCUGAUUAAAGAAAAAAUAACCAAUUAACACAACCUGCAUAUAUGACAAUCAUAUGAUGUAUUUGAUCUCUUAGGUCUUAUGUCACUGCAUAACUUAAAAUUUUUAUGGUCUGAAUGUAAAAUAGUAAUUUUCAGCAUUUGUUUUAAUACUCUUGUAAAUGCUUUUUAUUCAAGAGAACCAUUUCACAUUUACUGAGUCAAGUGUAUUUUGUGGGGAGAAACUUAGGAUAUAGUGUAUAUGUAAGUUAUACAUACAGAAGCACCUGUUUUAAUGUAAUAAUUCAGCUGUAGCAGUACUAUAUAAGGAGAGUUAAAGUGAGAGGGCACUGUCUUGGCCAAGAAGCUGGGGUAUCAGAAGCAGGAAUGCUGGUGACAGUGCUGUAGGGUUCAUGUGUGCAUUUGCUGCACAGGCUGAGGGUACAAGUGCCAAUCUCUCAAGAAGAGAACCUUCUCCGACCUGUGCUGCAUGCCCUAAUACAGCAACAGCAAGAAGCCAUUAAAAACAAAAAGCAAUAGAGAAACACAAAAGACAAAAGAGUGAACUAUGGGGAAUAUGUGUAAUUGGCUGAGUUAAGCUAAUUAUUUGCUGAAUCAACUUGAGCAAGACUCAGAAAGGUGAAUACUGAGUCUGUAGAAACCAAAUCGACUUAAGGAAUCUGUCUGUCUUUAUCAAGUUAGGUACCUAGAAUAUCAUUUCUCACUGUAUUCAGUCAUGAACAGGGUUCAUUUAAAGAACAUGAGGGUUAGAUCAAAUGCUUUAAUAAGGAUUUGCUUAAGUUAGUAUAUCCCACAAAUACACCUCAUUAUGUUAGAUGCUUAGCUGUGUGUUUGUGUGUGAAUAAAUUUUUAUGUUUUACAUUUCUUUCUGUAGCAGUUUCUGUUUAUCUCUAGCAUUGAGGCUGCUGGAACUUUGUUCCCAUACGGAACCUGCAGUUCAUGAGUUCGGCUUCUGCUAAAGGCUGUGCAAAGCAGAGUAGGUGCAGUGCAGCUCAGUCCUGUGCCUGCUGAUGCAGCUUUUUCUGGAGCCAGGGAGCAGAGGCUCCGACCAACGGAAACAUCUUAAGUAUGAAAGUUUCCUUGCUGACGGAAUUGGCCUUGUUGUAAAUAAAUACCCUACUUUCGGAGAUAGUGUAUUAACAGUGGCAAAAGUUAUUAAUUUAUUUAGCAGUUUAAUUAUAAAAUAUUGGAUAUUGUAGGCUUUUCGACACCACAAAUUGGUGUUACUUGAGGAUAUCCUCAAGUAGCAUAUUUCUCUGGCAUUCUUGGGGGCCUAAGAUCUGCUCUGGUUAUGCUACUCAUGCUCUGUCCAAGUGUAUGGUCAGAAAAUGGGGCAUCAGCCCACUGCAGCCCUGCUUGGCAGCACUUGCUAGAGUCCUGCAAAGAAUACAGUGGGAAAUAUAAGCACUGACUACAUUCUUUAAAUGGCAGGUGAGUGUUAGAGUUACAAGAAGUCACUUGCUGUAAUUUUUCUGAUUCUUAUUUUUCACAAAUGGUAGGAGCUGAGAAUAGUCAGUACUAAGUUAAAAUGAGCUAGAGAUGUUCCCCCUCCCCCCUCAAGCUGUCUGGAGCUUGUAAACCAGAGGCAUUGUGAGCAGAGUGAUAUCUGAAAGCAGUUCGCUCUGUGAAUGGUCUGCCUUUCAUUUCUCCUCUUAAUGCCAGUACCUCCUCAAGUCACCCGGAACUGGAAAGAUGCCAUGGCAUUUAGGCUUGUUCUCUGCAACAUCUGAUACCAUGCAGCCAGUGAUCAUGGGUUCCUUAGCAUGACUAGGAGGCUAAAGGAGGGAGAUGUUUGGGGUAUCAGUGACAACAGCAGACCCAAGCACCUCCAGUCAAGAGGAGCUUUAAUACUGGUGUGUGUUUUCUGUAGCACCUAAUUGACAGAGCACAGUGCAGCCUGCUUAAGAGUGAGUUCCACUUUUCCUAAUAGUAUCUUACAGAAAGACUGUUUUAAGUAAGGAAUUCAUGUUGGAUUUGUUGUACAAAUAGAUAUUCUUUCCCACAUACCAUCGUUUCAGUUAGGAACUAACAGCUUCCGUUAAUGUUUGAAGCACUGAUCCUUGGAAGUAUUUAAAAAUAGAACCAUAAUGCAAAUUUGGGUUAUAUAAGCUUUACAGCACAGCUAGAGACACAGAAUAGAAACUAUGAGAAUCUGGGCCAAAGCAUUUCUCUUACUCCAGCCUGUUCCUGAGGAGCUUGGAAAUCUGAUGAGUUCAUAUAUUCAAAGCUUUUCAUGGUACCUGCUACAUAGGAAGUGCUCUGUGAAUGCUGAGUCUGCUGUUCUGUUUGAGGGGGAACGAAGGACACCAGGGAGGUGGGGCUCUGCUGGCUUAAACAGCAGCUGCAUGGCCUGCUCAGGGUAGAGUUCACUUAUUCUUUGUGCUCAUUCAUAGGAUUGGGCAGCUCCUAGGCAGAGGCCAGACUCAGUGGUACAGAUUUGCUCAUUUCUGCUGCAGCAGUUCGAUCACCAGCCGGCUUGUAGCCCAGAGUUUGUAAAUACUUGUUUAGGAUUUAUGGGUGCUUAGAAUUUCACAAGGGCUGAACUUAGUCCAUCUAUCUACCUGCUGAUUCAAGUUUCCUAUUCACACUUCAGUAAUAAAAAAACAACAAAAACCUACAAUGGCCAGAAGAUAGUCUUUAAAACUGUGGUGUUUGGUGGUAGAGAACAAGUUAUUAUAAACCUCAGAAGGAAAGGAGGGAUCCUAGGAAGUAUAGUUAGAAUGCUGUGGACUCAGACUCUUCUGUGAUUCUUGAUUCUUGGUUCAUGCAUGGCUGGACAGUGGAAAGCAUCUGCGCUAAUCACCACAUGAGGCCUCCUUUCUGUCUGAUAACUCUUAGGGCAUUAUUAGUCUGUUUGUAUCUCUAUCCAUUUGACUACUUAUUUGGACACAACUGGAAAUUUCUCUUUGAGAUCAG
Molecule: messenger RNA, 5340 nt
Organism: Psammomys obesus (fat sand rat)
Lineage: Eukaryota; Metazoa; Chordata; Mammalia; Rodentia; Muridae
Gene: Strbp
Product: spermatid perinuclear RNA binding protein
Exons: 18
Coding region: 336-2282 (648 amino acids)
Cellular component (GO): precatalytic spliceosome
Molecular function (GO): single-stranded RNA binding; double-stranded RNA binding
Source: RefSeq, a predicted model, not a curated record